Molecule: messenger RNA, 828 nt
Organism: Bombina bombina (fire-bellied toad)
Lineage: Eukaryota; Metazoa; Chordata; Amphibia; Anura; Bombinatoridae
Product: taste receptor type 2 member 9-like
Exons: 1
Coding region: 1-828 (275 amino acids)
Biological process (GO): G protein-coupled receptor signaling pathway; sensory perception of taste; detection of chemical stimulus involved in sensory perception of bitter taste
Cellular component (GO): membrane
Molecular function (GO): G protein-coupled receptor activity; bitter taste receptor activity
Source: RefSeq, a predicted model, not a curated record
AUGGCUGUGAGAUUAUGUGACUGGAACAGACGCCUGACCCAGAGCCCGGGCAAUCAGAUCCAGUCCUGUAUGGCACUAACGAACAUAGUGCUGCAAUGUAUAAUGACAAGUGAUGGGUUUUUAGUAUUGUUUCAGCCUUACUUGGUAUUUUCCACAAAGGUAAUCUCAGCUAGAAAUCUACUUUUAUCUUUUUUUGCUAACCUCAGCUUCUGGCUCACAGCCUGGCUCUGCUCCUUCUACUGUGUGACCAUCGUUCGCUUCCAUCAUGAAGUUAUCACAAGUCUGAAGAUGAGGCUCCCUGAUGUGGUACCCAAGCUCCUACUGGGCACACUCUUAUUGUCCUUUUCCAUCAGUGUCCCUACUAUUUGGUACAUUAAGUUUGUCACUGAGAGCACAACAAGUGCAAAUCUGACAGGGAACUACUCUGCAAUGACUGCCUUUGUAUUUUAUCACAAUUCCACCUUUACGUCUAUUUUCAUUACCAUUGGAUGCAUCAUGCCGCUUGUUAUAACCCUUACAUCAAUAGGGUUUACUGUGGCCUCUCUACUGAGACAUGUUCAGCAAAUGAAACUCAAUGCUCCUAGUCUGAGCGCUGCCCAGCUGGAGGCGCAUUACAGAGCAUGUAGGACAAUGGUACUUCUUGUCAUUCUUUAUGUGACUUUUAAUGUGACUGCAAUCAGAUUCCCUUUCAGCAAUUUAUCUUUUGAAUUUUUUUUAAUCAUUUGGCUCAUCCUUCUGUUGUAUCCUACAGUCCAGGCUGUUAUUCUUAUCAUGGGGAGCUCCGAACUGAAAGGGACUUUGUCUCAAAUUAUUGGGUGUACCAGGUAG